UCACCAGGUGCCUGGGACCAUCUGGGACCUCCCCUGAUCUCACCCCACCCCCAACACACCUACAUCAGGGUGAAGGGUGGGCAGUUGGCCCAGGAGCCAGCUGAGGGCUCACCCUAGCUGGGCAUUCCCAGCUGCGGCCGGAGUCUGGCUCUUUGGCACCUCUGACCUGGCUCAAUGGGGAGGGGGAAGAAUCCAGCCCUGAGAGCUCUGCCUGAGCGCUGCUGGUUUCUUGUGCAGCCGUCAUGUACACCAAGACAGGGGCAGUGUUGACCAUGCUGAGCAAGACGCAGAAGGAUGCCAGCUGCAGAGAAAAUCCGGCCCAUGUUGCUAAGGUGCAGGAUCUCCACGCGGCUCUUUCCUACACACUGAGCCCACCCCGGGGCUGGGCGGCUAAGUGAUGGGACGAGAGACAUCCUACACCUACUGGCUACACAGCACACCAAGGCUGCGGUCAGCAUCCUCCUACAGAUGCCCUGGCCUUACAAACGCCACAUCAAGGCCAUCUGGAGAUUCCUAGGUGCAGACCUCACGCUGACCAGGGAGGUACUGCACAUCCUGCGGGAUGACAGCCCAGAGAAGGGCCAGGCUAAUGCUAGCCAGACCCAGGACAGGAGCUGCCCCCAGCCAGCCUGGCUGCUCCCGGCGACCACACGCGGCCUGUGGGAGCUGAUCGGGGCCCCGGGGCAAGCAGACACACUGGAUGGACACGAGGACGACCUGUUCGCCUCUUGCUUCCUCACCAUCGCCUGCCCCCGGCACAGCACCUCUCGGGAGUCCAGCAGGACCUGCCCAGUGACGCCAGUCCGUGCAGUUCCUCGGCAGCCCCCUGCUGAUGGAGAAGGAGCCCAAGGUGAUGUGGAAGCAGGUUGUGAAGGCCAUGCUGCAGCAGACAGAGGACAGCAACAUCCACAUUCGAGGCAGAGCGCUGCACGGCCUCAGGAACGCAGUGACCAAGUUCCCAGACAAGGAGAACAGCGGCCUGAGGCGGGCCUCCAUGCUUUGGCCACCUCAGCAAAUUUGUUUCCAAUAAGUCAUCCCUGUUUAGGGCUGAGGGGGAGAAGAGCAUGGGGAUGCUGCUCAUCCACCUACAGGACGGAGACCCCCAGAUGGUCCAGGCAUGCAGGUGGCAUUGCUGCGCUGUGCACCCUUCCUCGGCUACCAGCCCCUACGCCCGCUCGUGCAGAGCCAGCUGGCCAAGGGGGCGGGCCCCACCAUCCCCACCUUCCUGAGCGAAGCCUGCAGGACCCUGCUCCAGGACUGCCCGGGGAGGCUGAGCAAGAAGGCUGCCCUGAGAGCAGCAGCUGCCCAGCAGCUGAUAGGAUACAUGAUGGACAAUUGAAGCCAGAGAAGAGCAGGAGGCUUGGACCGCCCGCCCUGCUAGGCUGUUGGAGAGAGAUCUGUCCCAGACCAGUUCUCUUCUAGUAAUAGAGGUACCGUUGGGGCUUGAGUUAGCAGCAGAAGCGAUCCUGGACCAAGCUGAUAAUUUACAAAGAGGGAUUUCAGCUGCUGGGGACUACCCCAAGAGGAGAUUUGACCAAUCGGAGAGGAAUUCGGGGGCGGGAUGACCCAUCCAGAAGUGUUUUGUGUGACCCUUCUAAGAACUCCUCCCAUUGCCCUCUACCAAUCGCAAUGGGUUUUGGCUGCAUAGGACUUCCCCGAGAGCAGAUUUUACCAAAAUAAGGCAGGUUCUGGGACGGGGUGAACCGCCCAAAAGAGGUUGUGUGACUCCUCUAAGAACUCCUCCCAGCGCCCUCUGCCAAUCAGAGCUCAGUGCCAUCACCCUGUAAGUUCCAGGGCAGAAGAGGCCAUCUUUUACCAAGAAUGCAUGUUUUAGAAAUUGUGGAAACAUGGACUCCUUCACCACCCUCAUGAGAACUUCAGACUUUGUUUUAGUCCCAAGCACCUUUGGACUUGUGUGGAGAAAGCGCUCCAUCAGCAACAGUUCCAACGAGGGCCCUUUGACUCAACCAUUGAUGGAUACGCAGGAACCCGACCAUGAAACCCAAACCCUCCUGAGGUACCAUGAUGAGUGUGACGGCCUCUCAUUGUCCACCCCCCUAGAGGUGGAAGGCGAUCAUGGAUUGGAGGAGUCACCGGCGGACAAGGUGAACGGAAAAGACGUCACUCAGCAGCUCAACAUUGCCUUUCUACAGGCCUCCCUGUGGGAGGAAGUAUAUCGUGCAUCAGCUGUUUUGCUCAUGUCUGAGACACAGAUCUCAAGAGGAAAAUAUGGAAAAGGACAAAAUGGAAGAAUGAACCAGCUCAGACUCCAUUUUUACAGGCAGCUGUAAAAGGUUGUGUUAAACCAGGAAAU
Molecule: messenger RNA, 2314 nt
Organism: Mauremys reevesii (Reeves's turtle)
Lineage: Eukaryota; Metazoa; Chordata; Testudines; Geoemydidae
Exons: 12
Coding region: 469-1422 (317 amino acids)
Source: RefSeq, a predicted model, not a curated record